Molecule: messenger RNA, 2185 nt
Organism: Anopheles funestus (African malaria mosquito)
Lineage: Eukaryota; Metazoa; Arthropoda; Insecta; Diptera; Culicidae
Gene: Dh44
Exons: 4
Coding region: 995-1837 (280 amino acids)
Cellular component (GO): extracellular region
Molecular function (GO): hormone activity
Source: RefSeq, a predicted model, not a curated record
CGCGUUUGAUCUGGAUGAACAUUUAUGGCAGUUUAAUAGUAAGCAAGCUUCCGUAUCUUUCAUCCCGAUAUCACCCGAAAUGCGUAGGUGUAUGCCCCGGUUUAACAGUGUGUGUUGCCGUUUCCGGUCGUGUCCAUCCUCGUAGUCGUCGUCGGCGUCGUCAUCGUUGUCGUCAUCGUCGUUAUCGGCCCGAGUCAACGAGUCUGCUGGCGGAACGGAACCCUGCUGCCAGAGGCCAAACGUUUAUAAAAAGGGUAUUCACGAAGUGGAAGUCCUCGAUUUGCUGGAAGAACGUCGUGGAAAUAACACUUGUUGAACCUAGAGGGAGUUCCAGACUCGCCACUUGACCGUUCGUGCGCUCGUUUCGGUGGCGAAUUCUAACGGUGUAAUUUUCAAAAAAGGGCAGUUUCCGCACAACCACGUUGUACGAAAAAUAAACAUUGAAAAGGCUUGAUAAACGUGAUUAAAUUCUAAUCGGAACGUGUAUGACGUGAGUUUUAUGCAUUAAACGGUGCAAUUUGUGCAAAAUCACUUCCUGAUUAACUGAUCUUUUAUUUUGUAAGUGAAUACGGCUAAGAAACAUUCGUGCCGUAGACUGUUAGACAAACUUGUGCGACGUACAGCAUCGACUAGUGCAUAAGCAUCCACACCUGUUUCAUCUAGGUAGAAUCCUUAUUGUUUCUUCCGCAUAACCAUCCUUUUGCAACAUUCCGACGGUAUAAAGUCUGAUACUUUAAUUUCCAACCCUCAAGACCAUGUGCGUUCUCUGCUGCAGCAUUGUUUCGGUGUUAUUUCGCUAGGGGUUUGCGUAGCCCCUGAUUGUGUAAAACAGUUUGUGAAACUUUCUUUGUGCAACAGUAAAGCAAAAAAGUACCGAAAAUAUUUUCAAGUGAAGUUUAUAACAAGUGUCGAAUAAGUACCAUCUAACCCAGGAAACGCAGCGGACGUAUCGGAAAGUUUACAGUGUUUGUGGCGAGCUAAGCUGUAGAACAAAAUGAAGGCAACACUACGGCUCUGGACGGCGGUGAUGGCACUGGUGUGCGUAAGUCUGCAGGUGUCCGCUUUACCGUACAGUGACGGCCGUGUUGUACAGGAAAACAGCUUGCUCUCGCUGAAAAGGACGAAACCGUCGCUGUCGAUCGUUAACCCACUGGAUGUGCUUCGGCAGCGAAUCAUUCUCGAAAUGGCCCGAAGACAGAUGCGCGAAAACACAAGACAGGUUGAGCUGAAUAAAGCACUACUGAGAGAAAUCGGAAAACGGAGUAGCAACUUAUACGAUGGCUCUGAAUACCCGCUCGACUACACGUACUACGAUCGGAAGCUCUACAAUCAGCAUGCCGCAUCCAAACCGAACCAUGGAAGCCCUGCCGAGGAUGAGCUGGAAGCGAUGGUCGAAAACCUUCUGCACAGCAAUCACCUAGCUGCAAGGGAUUAUGCCGGCAAGCUUCAACGAACGCGCUCGAUCAACGAACGGCAAACGUCCGCAUCUCGGAUGCCGUCCGAUCAGAUGUCCCCGCAAGCUCAAUCAUCCCAGCAGCUCGGCAGUCUUUUCAACAACGAACAGGAAGAUCUCAAGACUAAGGAUCAAGCUCUCAGGCAGUCGGCGGUAGCAGAUCAGGUGGCCCAGGAUCAGGACAGCACGAACGACAACGGUGAGGAGAAUGAUCAAGACGAACAACCGAUUAAUGAUGGUAGCUCCGGUGUGUUAAAGACCGCCCAGGAUGGUAAUGAUCUGCUGGCACCCUCUAAACAUCCGUCGUCGAGCGAUCGGAACAGUGGAACCGAAUUCGGACCACGGUACGUCUACGGUAUGUACAAAAACCGAUACGCGAACUAAGCAGCAAAAGCGAUAUGCCACCAUAUACUAUCGACGACCCACUCGACAACCUUGACGCCCUCUACUGGAACGGUUCUGGAACUAGUACUAUCUUCAAAAAAAGAGAAAAAAAAAAGAUGACAGCAGGUAUAUUGUAUAUCCUAAUUGCCAAACAGAAGUAGAAAAGAAACCAAAAAAAAGAACAACACCCACACACACACACGCAAAACAUAUAACGAAAAAGGAUCGAACGGUGACGAAUUGUUGAUCGUUUGCUAUUUAUUCAAAAGGACUAAUAAAGACACACAUACAAGAAAAAAUAAUCUUAACUACCAACUACUACAAAACACUAACAAAAAAACAAAACAA